Archocentrus centrarchus (flier cichlid) is the source of this 4301-nucleotide messenger RNA. RefSeq names its product neurotrophic tyrosine kinase, receptor, type 2a (gene ntrk2a). The transcript is spliced from 16 exons. Gene Ontology annotation, biological process: trans-synaptic signaling by neuropeptide, modulating synaptic transmission; positive regulation of phosphatidylinositol 3-kinase/protein kinase B signal transduction; positive regulation of kinase activity. The record is from RefSeq and is a predicted model, not a curated record. Lineage: Eukaryota; Metazoa; Chordata; Actinopteri; Cichliformes; Cichlidae. The coding region runs from base 1 to 1926 and encodes 641 amino acids. Gene Ontology annotation, cellular component: axon; plasma membrane; signaling receptor complex. Gene Ontology annotation, molecular function: brain-derived neurotrophic factor binding; brain-derived neurotrophic factor receptor activity; ATP binding.
AUGUGGAUCAAACUGUGGUUAGGAGAGGAAGCAGACAUUCAGGAGCUACGCUGCAUUGAGGAUGAUGGAGCGCGCAAACUAGCUGUCCACACUGACAUACCUAACUGUGAGGUUCCCACGGCAAAGUUAACCCCAUCCAAUGUGACGGUAUCGGAGGAGGAGAACGUGCAGCUGUCAUGUACGACCUCUGGUGUGCCAUCACCUGAGCUAAUCUGGGAUAUGGCAAUUGUCACCAGCUAUGAGAUUGUGACAUCAGGCCAGGUUUCGGUGCUGCGGCUAUCCAACGUGUCUUCCCUGGAUCACAACAGCAAGAUCAGCUGCACAGCUGAAAACAUUGUUGGAGGGAAGGAGUCCUCCGUGAUGCUGAAUAUACUAUUUCCUCCCAAAAUCACAAAGCUGAGUGACGCAAUCUCAGAUCAUCACUGGUGUAUUCCCUUCAGCGUGACAGGAAACCCUAAGCCAACUUUUAAGUGGUUUCUGGGGGAUAAGGCGGUGGAGGAGACUCUCUACAUCUCCACCAGGAUCCAUGAUUAUGCUGAGAGAGAGUACCAUGGCUGCUUGCAGUUGGACAACCCCACACACAUUAACAAUGGGCGUUACACACUAUUGGUUGCAAACCGCUAUGGCUCAGACCAAAAGGAAGUUGAGGCUCACUUCAUGCACGGGCCUUCCGGUGCAACGGAUACGGAUCCUUACUAUUAUGAUAUACCCACAGAUGCCCCUCCUGUGGAUCAGGACAGAGUCGCUGUGUACGUGGUGGUGGGCAUCGCUGCUGUAGCCUUCACUGGUUUCCUUCUAAUGCUGGUUAUUCUCAAAUUUGGAGGAAACUCCAAGUUUGGCAUCAAAGGACCAUCUUCUGUGAUCAGCAAUGAUGAUGACUCGGCCUCUCCUCUUCACCACGUCUCCAAUGGCAGCAACACUCCUUCAUCCUCAGAGAUGGGCCCUGACGCGGUAAUCAUCGGCAUGACCAAGAUCCCAGUGAUUGAAAAUCCUCAGUACUUCAGAAGCACAAACAGCCUGCUCAAGACUGACACGUUUGUUCAGCAUAUUAAAAGACAUAACAUUGUGCUGAAGAGAGAGCUGGGAGAGGGAGCCUUUGGAAAAGUCUUCUUGGCUGAGUGUUAUAACCUCUCACCUGACCAGGAGAAGAUAUUGGUGGCUGUCAAGACACUUAAAGAGGCCAGCGAAAAUGCCAGGAAGGAUUUCCACCGUGAGGCUGAGCUGCUGACAAACCUUCAGCAUGAACACAUUGUCACAUUCUAUGGAGUGUGCGUGGAGAGCGACCCGCUCAUUAUGGUGUUCGAGUACAUGAAACACGGUGACCUCAACAAGUUCCUCAGGGCUCACGGUCCAGAUGCAGUUCUAAUGGCAGAGGGCCAGACCACCAGACCUGUGGAGCUGACCCAGUCUCAAAUGCUUCACAUUGCCCAGCAGAUAGCAUCUGGCAUGGUCUACCUGGCAUCACAACACUUUGUGCACCGUGACCUGGCCACCAGGAACUGCCUGGUGGGUGAGAACCUGCUUGUAAAGAUUGGAGACUUUGGCAUGUCAAGAGAUGUCUACAGCACUGACUACUACAGGGUUGGAGGCCAUACCAUGCUGCCCAUCCGCUGGAUGCCUCCUGAAAGCAUCAUGUACAGGAAGUUCACAACAGAAAGUGAUGUUUGGAGUCUCGGAGUUGUUCUCUGGGAGAUCUUCACCUAUGGAAAACAACCUUGGUACCAGCUCUCCAAUAAUGAGGUGAUAGAGUGUAUAACCCAGGGCAGGGUGCUGCAGCGCCCUAGGACCUGUCCUAAAGAAGUGUAUGACCUGAUGCUGGGCUGCUGGCAGAGAGAGCCGCACAUGCGACUCAACAUUAAAGAAAUCCACAGUCUGCUCCUCAACCUGGCCAAGGCCUCACCUGUAUACUUGGAUAUACUGGGCUGAACACAGGAGGAAGACAAGGGAGGGUUUUAGAUGUGUGUAUGCGAUGUGUGUGCAUUUAGGCGGGGAUGGUUACUGAAUGUGAAUGCGUAUUUGUGCUUGCGUGCAUGUGUAUGCGUGCUGAAGCAUACAGUUCUCAUGCAGGUGUGCGUGUGUGCAAGGUGUCGCUGUACAGGAUGUGAAGCUAUUAUUAAACUCUCAAAGGCAAUCAAAAAAUUCCUCAACUGAUCCCCCGAUCGCCUCUUUCUCCCUGCCGAUUUCCUCUCCUUUAUGCAUUUCCACUUCUUCCCUCCUUCCUUCCCGAAGAGACAUUUAAGAGUAAUUUAACUUUGGAGUAAAAAAAAACAAAACAUAAAAAAAACAGCAUCUCACUUAUUUUCAAAUGCUUUAAACUGACUGGGGCUAAACUGAUGAAACCUGAUUAAAAGGACUUAAAUGACUCACUCCUUGCUUCCUGUUGGACAACAGGACUCGUUUGAACAUCCGGAAAUUUCAAGGAGAUGUGGCGAGGGGAGGAUUUCCGGAAGCUUCGAUCUUGUGUGUGUAAAUAUGAGACUGGUGAGACAUUUCAGAAGGAAAUGGCUCCGCGAGACGUCGAGCCAUAAAGACACUGUGUUUUCCCCUCUCACCCUGUCGGUUUGUCUGUCUUUUUUGUCUGUCUUGCAGAAAUGCACAUCAGUAUUAAUGUCUGCAUUUAUCCAACAAGACUACACAGGCAAUGAUUAACACAUUGGUACACAUGAAGUAAAUUGCGUGUAACCAAAUAACGACUGGAAAAAAAAAAAUAAAAAAAAAACCACGCAGGGAAAGUAAACAAAAUCUGCUUUCCUGUCACCACAAAAUUAGGGGAUGUGAUGAAAAGAUAAUUUCUGCUCGGCCAAUUUUGCUGAUACAAAAAAAACAAUCAGCAACAAUACAGCGCCAGCUGAGGCUGAACUGAACUGCUGUGAUGACAGAAUAAUUCAGGAAGAUGGCUGAGGAAUUCUGCUGUUCGUAAUUGUGAAUAACACAAAUGUAAAAAAAUGUAUCUGAUCUAAAAAAUCUGCUCAUUGACAUGAGUUAAUGGAAAUGUGCAUUCAUACACUAUUUUACUGCUGUUUUCUGUUCCUUUUACUCAGGCCUGUACUGCACUGUCAUACAGCACAGGGUAACAUGAGGACUACUCCCCCAGCCCCCUAAAGUGACAGAUGCUUCACCUUGUGAUGUCAAGUGCUCAUGUCGGAGGUCAAUUGAUUCAUUUGUCCACAGCUGUCCAACAAUCGCGAGAUCACGUUGUUGAGAAGGGAGGUGUAAAGGUUGCUUAGGGAGGCUGGGGGUUUGAGUGGUCAGAUCACGGUCAGAUGUGUGGGUGCCGGCAUUGUAGAAGGUGUGGUUCAUUUGGUCAACCCAUAUUAAAUCAUCAAAGCUCUCAGCACUCAGACAUCCUUGAAAACCACAUCUGCGCUACAGGGGAUGCACACGAGAACACACACACACACACGGUAUACCUUAUCCCGUCGUCCUUCCAUCCCCACGAACACACACAUGUACACUGAAAGUCACUCAAAACUGUCCGAGAAGGAAAUUGAAUUGUGCAUGUUUUAUUAUUUGAGCGGUGCAGUGCUUUAGCCAGGCCCCGUCCUCUGUAAUGGUGUAAUGUAUAUUUCAUUACAGCCUAAUGGGCUCCAUUAGCACAGUCUCCUCACAGACAUUCAAGACUUAUUGUUUUAUGGCCGAGAAGGAAGGGUGGAAGGAUGGAGAGGAUAGAAGAGGUGAAGGAGAAGAAAACAAAAGUGAGGGGCCCGGAAUGAGGAGCACUGAAGAGGAGAAACAGGAGGAGAGGUAAUAAUGCAUACUGAGAAGAAAUGGAGAGGAAGGGAGAGAGUUCAGAUCGGAAGCAAUGGGGUAGAAAGGAGAAGACGAUGGGAGUGUGAAGGUACGAAUGGGUCAUGUUGAGAAAGAUGAAGGAGGAAGAGGAGAUAGUUGAGCGAAAAGGCGGAGGGAGAGAGAGGCGGAAAGAGAGGUGUAAAUGUCCCCAGGGAGAAGGUGAGAGUGAACAUCCCUCAUUACUGUAGCCUGCAGAUGUUCUGUAAGCCACAACUUCAACUUCACGCUCUCCUCACAUUCCUAUGGCUGCCCUCAACCACAUUUUACACACACAGACACACACUGUCCCCACACACACAUUUUACUGGCAGUCCACCAACGGCUUAAACCGAAAAUAAACUCAAUAAUGUACCACACAUCCCCAUUAUUGAGAACCACUUCACUCACUUACAGUACAGCUCGCAUAUCUGAAAGCUUACAGACACACUGUAUAUACAGCUCUAGUGCAUGCAAGGAAACACAUUCAGUGUUUUUUUGUUUGGGUUUUUUUUUGCAUUUUAAUGCGGCACAUU